This is a messenger RNA of Vollenhovia emeryi, 1246 nucleotides long. RefSeq lists its product as uncharacterized. The annotation marks the transcript as partial. The transcript has a single exon. The record is from RefSeq and is a predicted model, not a curated record. NCBI's taxonomy places the organism in Eukaryota, Metazoa, Arthropoda, Insecta, Hymenoptera, Formicidae.
AUGGCGGACGAGAACAAGACGGGCAAGACGGAAUGCCCGAAAACCCCGGUGUUGGAGGUGCCACAGGGAGACCGCACGUCGGGGAGGACGGCGUCUCCUGCCCGGCUAGCACCGGAGCUCGCGUUGAAGGCUCGGACUCAGAUGGGCCGGAUUACGCUACUCAAGGAGCUCAUUGACUCCCUGCCGGUUGUCCCAGCGGAGACCUCGCUCGAGGAGGUCUCUCAGUUUCAGCAGCAGGUCGAGGAAACGCACAAGGCCUUCAUCAAGGAACACGCCUACCUUCAGGUCUCCUGGCCGGCCGCGUUCAUCAACGAUGAGUAUUUCUCAGGGAAUGCUCACCUCGACGAGUCGCGGUGCUACCUGCAGGCGCGACGGAUCAUAGGCGUGCUCCGCCACGCACUGACAGCUCAGUCCGCUCAACCGGAGACCAGCUCAUCGUCCGGCGAGACCAGACAGACGCACUCACGCUUGCCGGACAUCUCACUCCCCAAGUUUACUGGGGAGUAUGCCGCGUGGCCUGCGUUCAGAGAUCUCUUCGCCAGCCUGAUCAUGAACAACGAGCAGCUCACGAACGUCGAGCGACUUCACUACCUCCGUUCGUCGGUGGAAGGCGCGCCAGCUCAGCUGAUCGCAGGUUUUCUCAUGUCUGGAGACUCGCUCAUGCCGUCCUGGGAGUUACUCAAGGAGCGGUAUGAGAACAAACGCCUGCUCAUACAAGCCUGCCUUGACAAAUUAUUCGUCAGCUCGACCCCGGUGCCAAGGAAGGCGGCGUCCCUGGAUCGGCUGGUUUCGGGAGUCACGGAGGCGCUCAAGGGACUGGAGGCCCUCGAAGUUACGGACAAGCUCGGGGAUUGCGCGGUCGUCUAUCACGUCACGCGACUCUUGGAUCGCGUGACACACGAGCAGUGGGAGAGCUCUAUUGGCGCUACGCGUGACUACCCCACGUUCGAGAAGCUCAAGGAGUUUCUAACGACGAAAAUACGGGCUCUCGAGCGAAUAGAAUCAUCGACAGCUCAUUCUGGUCCCCGCGGAGCAUCCUCACCACCGAAGAAGACGACAGCUCACCAGGCUACUCAUCAGUCUGCUCAUCAGGUCGACACAUCAUACCCGUGCGACUGCUGCGGAGCGCAGCAUUUUAUAGUGAUGUGUAGCAAAUUCCGGGCGCUACCACCAUCCGAGCGGCACACGGUGGCGAUACAGAAGCGGUUGUGCUUCAAUUGCCUGGGGCGUCAUGGUGUGCGCGCAU